AUUUGGGGGUUACUUUAAUAAUGACCAACCCGGUUGCUGUGAGUGUGCAGCAGCUUGUUUUUCCGUUCCGCUGCUGCUCGCUGCGUCAGGAGGAGGGGGGAGAGAGACUGCGGCGCAGCUUCUGGCUGCAGGAUGGCGGGACGGCAGCGCCAAGGAUGCGGCAUGGAUUGGAGAAAAGUUUAGGAACGCCGCACAUAGCAGGGCAUCAUGCAUGGCGGAAAAAAAGAAGAAAAAAAAAAAAACAACCGCAGCCCGGAAUACACCGGCUCCCUUCUGCGCCCUCUGAUGCACCAGCCGCUUCCUCUUAGCGCACACUGACCGGCCUGUGCGUCAACCAGUCCGCCUCCUCCGUCGCUCCACCUGCAUGACCCGCGAGCCAGGUGAAGGGUUAGUGUAAACACGAGCCGUGGGUGUGGUGCCGUUUCCAGAGCAUGCAUGAGUGCUGAAUGUAUACAUAUGAGAGAGAGAGGGGUGGACUGGCGAUACAGAAAGCAGCGGAGCAGCAGGGGGGACGCGGGCUGCAGCUGGUCCUGUUGCAGAGGAGACAACCAGGGGGUUCCCACCGACAGAGCUGGCAGGAUGAGCUUCAAAAACAUGCGGGAGUACCUGGCCUGGCUGUACUACCAGUACCUGCUCAUCACCGGCAUCUACGUCCUGGAGCCGUGGGAGAAGUCCAUCUUUAACUCUGUCCUCUUCUCCGCCAUUGCCAUGGUCGUCUACACCUCAUACGUGUUCGUGCCCAUCCACGUGCAUCUGGCUCUGGAGUUUUUCUCCGAGAUCAUUGACGGCCAACCGGAGAGCGCCAUGGCGCUCAUGAACUAGAACGAAGGAGGAAAAUGGAGGGAAAAGACUCAUAAAAAAAAAGAAGAAGGGGCGGCGUGUAAAUGUGACCUUAAGCGUCUCCCUUCUUCACCCAAACCACAAACCGGACACUUUCAUCGACAUUGAAAACAUGAAGGUCUUGCCGGAAUGAUCUGGAAGCCUUACUCACUUCUUUUGGAUCCCUCGCCCUCUGGCCUUACCUGAUGGUAUUACGCAGCAGUGCUUUAAUUUCCUGCGCUAUUGAAAUGUUUGGUUUUCCUUUUCCUCGCCAUAUGUCCUGUUUAAGUGCAUCCCACCUCCGGGUUUUGCAUGACGGGGCCGUACAUGACAGGUGGAUUUGCAUGCUUGACAACCAACAAAGCACAACCGGUCUCCUUUUGUUCUUCUGGAUGCAAAAGUCAUGAAGGUAUUCCAGAAGUUCUGAUUUUAGCUUAUUAAGACCUGGACAUCAUGGAAGAAAUAAUCCCCCCCACCCCCAGAACUAAAGCAGUGAAUGUUAUGAAACUUUUUUCUCAACUUUUCUUUAAUUUUUUUCUAAAUCUGGUUGUGUUUGAAAUGACAAACGCAAUAUAUGCCACGCUUCACAUGUAGCGGCACCCUGCAUAAACUCAUGUAAAAAACAUUAGGAUAUUUUAAUCUUUUACUGCAGUAACACAACCUUUCACAAAACAUGGAGAAAGCCAACUUUUAAUUUGAGAACAUUUAAGUGGAGAAAAAAAAAAUACAACAUAGAAAAACGAUUUACCCAGGUUCAACGUAGUUCACCUUCAUUUGAUUCCUAAAAAGUAAGUGUAUUUAAGCAGUUUUUAAAAAUUUAUACUUUACUUUUUUAAGUUGAUCAGAGUGUCUAAUCAUUUUUUUUGGUAACAGGUCUGUUUCUUGUCCACUAUUCAAAAUGGGAAAGAUUAGAAAGCUUAUACUAAAAAAAAACAACAAAAAAAAACCCCUCCAGGAAUCCAUUUCUUUCCCUCUUUUGCCUAAUUUUCUAGCGUCAAAUUAGCAUUUGGGAUCAGAUAUUUAUGUUAAUAUGAUCUAACACAGAGCCUUAUUUUUUUUAUCCGUCCCUCAGACAAGAUGUCUUGCGAGACAAGUAAGGCAAACUUGUGUUGAGCUUCAUGUAUUAGCUCCAGUAAAACAGCUGCUUGCCUGCGCUUCCACAUAUCUUCAAAGAUUCAAACAGCUGGAACUGUGACGAACAAAGCCGCUUUGCUUUGAGAAAGGAGAUGAAAACAAAAGUUUGAUUUUAAAGAUUAGAAUAAUUUUUUUUUUUUAAAAAAAGAGAGAGAUGAUAUCUCAAUAAAACUAAUUUACUUUAAAGGCCGGCCGGUGCCAAUAAACACGGACAGAACCCAGUUAAUCCAAAUUAGGCCCCACAAUUUCCAAAGCCGACAGCAGAAACUCGCAGCUUAUAAAUAUGCACAUUUUUCUCCACCUCUACUGGCAACAAAUCGGCAACGACGUAUACGUCUGCACGCUUCAGAGUUAAAAAACACACCUGGAGGUCUGUUACAUGACGAGUCGAGGCCCGUAGCGACACACUGCUGUUGUUCUCACCUGCGUCGAAUGUGUGUGUUGACACGUCACACCUGAAGACUCUCUGCUUUCUGGUUAAAAUGGGAGGUAGAGCAGAGUUUAUCACAGCUGUGUUGACAUGCACCAAAUGCUAUGUUUUUAACUAUGCUUGAGAAAAUAAAAAAGGGGAAAACUUUUUUUUUUAAGUUUCCUUUAUGCACUGAAAAGCAAGCUGAAAGCAUGCAGCGCGGAAGUGACUACAUUAGAAGAGGAAGCUUUAGCUAUGCAACAGAUGCGAACCUAUCAGUUACAUCUGGACCUGAGUCUGUUUAGUUAUGCGCCGAUCAAAAGGAGCAAUAAAAGAAUAACAGCGAUGAAAUGAGCCGAGCCCUCUCUUUAUCUCAGUUUUUUUUUUUUAUACGAUGGCAUGUCGGAAAGGUGUGCUGAGCACUGAACGGGGAACAAAUAUUGAUCUAACUCUCCUCUAUGUCCGGGCUUCGCUUUGUUCGUGGCAUAGUUAUGCUUUGCACGUAUUUGCUGCGUCACGCGGCUGGAAAAUUAGUCGGAAGGAAAAAAAACAAAAAACAUCUUCCUCGGCUGCAGUUGAUCUGUAGAGAUGGCGCCUAGCAUAUUUCUGAGUUGAAGAUCUGCUUUAAUUAUUUGUGCUGCGGAUCACUGAUGACUUGCUAAUUUUUAUUUACGUAUGUAUUUAUGUUCAUUGGUAAAUGCUUGGCUGGUUACAAUGUCAGUUACCAAACUUUUUAUUGUUCAAUUAUUUAUGUUGAAGUUUCUCGUAGGCCAUGAUUACAGCAUUGUUUGUUCUUUUAUCUCUGCCUUAACGUGCUUUUGUAUUAUGUUCCCUUGACUUUUGAUAAACAUUUUCAUCAUUGUCCAGCAAGAAUGAAGAGGCCUCUAAGAUGCUCUUUUUUCUUUCACAGUUUACCAAACUGAAUGUUGUAUUUCUACAUGGUAGCUACACAUCACUGUAGUAAUCGCAAAAAUAAAGGCAUCUGAUGACACUUA
Xiphophorus couchianus (Monterrey platyfish) is the source of this 3357-nucleotide messenger RNA. RefSeq names its product serine palmitoyltransferase, small subunit B (gene sptssb). Gene Ontology annotation, cellular component: serine palmitoyltransferase complex. Gene Ontology annotation, biological process: endoplasmic reticulum organization; ceramide biosynthetic process. The coding region runs from base 436 to 822 and encodes 128 amino acids. Gene Ontology annotation, molecular function: serine C-palmitoyltransferase activity. The transcript has 2 exons. The record is from RefSeq and is a predicted model, not a curated record. Lineage: Eukaryota; Metazoa; Chordata; Actinopteri; Cyprinodontiformes; Poeciliidae.